AUGGUGUAUGGUGCCGAAACAUGGAACAUAAAGACAACUGAAGAGGGAAUUUUGAGAAGAACAGAAAGAGCAAUGAUAAUAAAAAUGUGUGGUGUUAAGCUGGCAGAAAGAAGGAACACAAAGGAGCUUAUGGAACGUCUAGGUCUAAGUGAAACAAUUGAAGAGGUUGUUAUGAGGAGUUGCUUGAGAUGGAUGGGUCAUGUACUAAGAAAAGACGAAGGUGAUCCAGUAAAGAGAGCCUGGCAUCUAGAAAUUAAAGGUAGAAGAGUAAGGGGGCGGCCAAAGGUGACGUGGAAAGAUAUGGUGAAGAAAGAAAGUGCAAAAAUUGGUUUGGAGGAGUGA
Molecule: messenger RNA, 342 nt
Organism: Anneissia japonica
Lineage: Eukaryota; Metazoa; Echinodermata; Crinoidea; Comatulida; Comatulidae
Exons: 1
Coding region: 1-342 (113 amino acids)
Source: RefSeq, a predicted model, not a curated record